Molecule: messenger RNA, 4212 nt
Organism: Tachyglossus aculeatus (Australian echidna)
Lineage: Eukaryota; Metazoa; Chordata; Mammalia; Monotremata; Tachyglossidae
Gene: PDE2A
Product: phosphodiesterase 2A
Exons: 31
Coding region: 144-2975 (943 amino acids)
Biological process (GO): cGMP catabolic process; positive regulation of gene expression; regulation of mitochondrion organization
Cellular component (GO): perinuclear region of cytoplasm; mitochondrial inner membrane; mitochondrial outer membrane
Molecular function (GO): 3',5'-cyclic-GMP phosphodiesterase activity; 3',5'-cyclic-AMP phosphodiesterase activity; 3',5'-cGMP-stimulated cyclic-nucleotide phosphodiesterase activity
Source: RefSeq, a predicted model, not a curated record
GGCUCCGGAGAGGGCGAGGGGCAUCCCGCCUGGCUCCGGGCAUCCCGGCCGGCCCGGCUCUCCCUGUCGGUGUCCAUCUCAUGUCCGGAGCGGCGGCGACGCCCAGUGUCCGGCCGGCCGGGCCGGGGAGACCAUGAGCAGGGAUGGGGCAGGCGUGCGGCCACUCCAUCCUCUGUCGGAGUCAGCAAUAUCAGCCGGCCGCGUCUGACCUGCGGGGGCAGCAGGGCUUCCUGAAACCCGACGAGCCGCUGCCCGGCGCGGACAGCCUGCAGGAUGCGCUCCUGACCCUUGGCUCUGUCAUUGAUGUCGCUGGUCUGAGGGAUGUCAUCAAGGAUGCUGUGUCAGCUGUGCUCCCCAAAGUGGAGAAUGUCUACACCUAUUUGCUGGAUGGAGAUGCCAGGCUGGUGUGCCAUGAUCCCCCCCAUGAGUUGCCCCAGGAAGGGAGACUCAGAGAUGCUGUCCUUACCCAGAAACGGCUGGCCUGCAAUGGGCUGGCCCCCACUGAGCUGCAGGAGAAGCAGAUGGGGGUCUUGACUGCACCACUGCCUGCUGACAGACAAGUGCUGAUCCUUCCACUGGUGGACAAGGAUGAAGCAGCCGUGGUGGCCGUGAUCCUGGUGCGCAGUGGACAGCUGGGCGACGCAGAUGAACGGAGCCUGCAGGCGCUGGAGAAGCAUAUCCUGGUGGCCCUGCGGCGGGUCAGGGCCCUGCAGAAGCCCCAGCCGACCCCCCGGCCCAGCCCUCAGGCCAGCCCAGCCCUGAGCCCAUCCCGGACAUCGCUGGUUCUGCCGGACCCCCCUGGAGACAGUAGGUCCUACAGCGACUUGGACCAGAAGAUCCUGCAGCUGUGCGGUGAACUCUACGACCUGGAUGCCUCCUCCCUGCAGCUCAAAGUCAUCAACCAUCUGCAGCAGGAAACCCAGUCGCCAUGCUGUUGCCUCCUGUUGGUGUCAGAGGAUAACAAUCAACUCUCCUGCCAGGUUAUCGGGGACAAGGUGCUGGAAGAGGAGAUCAGCUUUCCUCUAACAUUUGGGCGCCUUGGGGAUGUAGUGGAGAAGAAGAAAUCCAUCACACUGAAGGACAUCAGCUCGGAGGAGCUGAGGCAGCUGCAAAGCAUGCUAGGAUGUGAGGUCCUCUCCAUGCUAUGUGUGCCGGUCAUCAGCCGAGCCACAUCCCAGGUGGUCGCCUUGGCCUGCGCCUUCAACAAAAAGGGAGGAGAAAUGUACACAGAUGAGGAUGAACACAAAAUCCUCCAUUGCUUCUGCUACACAUCCACAGUGCUCACGAGCACUCUGGCCUUCCAGAAGGAACAAAAGCUCAAGUGUGAAUGCCAGGCUCUUCUGCAAGUGGCCAAGAACCUCUUCACUCACCUGGAUGAUGUGUCAGUGCUGCUGCAGGAGAUCAUCACUGAGGCCAGAAACCUCAGCAAUGCAGAGAUAUGCUCUGUGUUCCUGUUGGACAGACUCAACCAUGAGCUGGUGGCUAAAGUGUUUGAUGGAGGUGUGGUGGAUGAUGAGAGCCAGGAGUUCCGCAUCCCGGCUGACCAGGGCAUCGCUGGCCAUGUGGCCACCACGGGCACCAUCCUCAACAUCAAGGAUGCCUACUCCCACCCACUGUUCUACCGUGGGGUAGACGACAGCACUGGCUUCCGCACCCGCAACAUCCUCUGCUUCCCCAUCAAGGAUGAGAACCAUGAAGUCAUCGGGGUGGCCGAGCUGGUGAACAAGAUCAACGGACCCUGGUUCAGCAAGUUCGACGAGGACCUAGCCACAGCCUUCUCCAUCUACUGCGGCAUCAGCAUCGCCCACUCCCUGCUUUACAAGAAAGUGAACGAGGCCCAGUACCGCAGCCACCUGGCGAACGAGAUGAUGAUGUACCACAUGAAGGUCUCCGAUGAUGAAUACACCAAGCUGCUCCGGGACGGAAUCCAGCCCGUGGCCGCCAUCGAUUCCAACUUCGCCUGCUUCACCUACACCCCCCGCUCUCUCCCCGAGGAUGACACCUCCAUGGCCAUCUUGAGCAUGCUGCAGGACAUGAACUUCAUCAACAAUUACAAGAUUGACCGGCAGACAUUGGCACGCUUCUGCCUAAUGGUGAAGAAGGGUUACCGCGACCCCCCCUAUCACAACUGGAUGCACGCCUUCUCUGUCUCCCACUUCUGCUACCUCCUCUACAAGAACCUGGAGCUGGCCAAGUAUCUCGAGGACAUCGAGAUCUUCGCCUUGUUCAUCUCCUGCAUGUGCCACGACCUGGACCACAGAGGCACCAACAACAGCUUCCAGGUGGCCUCGAAAUCCGUGCUGGCAGCACUGUACAGCUCAGAGGGCUCCGUCAUGGAGAGACAUCACUUUGCUCAGGCCAUAGCCAUCCUCAACACCCAGGGCUGCAACAUCUUUGACCACUUCUCCAGGAAGGACUACCAAAGGAUGCUGGACUUGAUGAGAGACAUCAUCCUGGCCACCGACCUGGCCCACCACCUGAGGAUCUUCAAGGACCUUCAGAGGAUGGCUGAAGUGGGCUACGAUCCGAAAAACAAGCAGCACCACGGCCUGCUGCUCUGCCUCCUCAUGACCUCCUGCGACCUUUCCGACCAGACCAAGGGAUGGAAGACCACUCGGAAGAUUGCGGAACUGAUCUACAAGGAGUUCUUCUCCCAGGGAGACUUGGAGAAGGCAAUGGGGAACCGGCCCAUGGAGAUGAUGGACCGGGAGAAAGCCUACAUCCCCGAACUGCAGAUCAGCUUCAUGGAGCACAUCGCCAUGCCCAUCUACAGAUUGCUCCAGGACCUGUUCCCCAAGUCUGCCGAGCUGUACGAGCGUGUGGCCACCAACCGUGAGCAGUGGACCAAGGUGUCGCACAAGUUCACGCUGCGCGGGCUGCCCAGCAACAACUCUCUGGACUUCCUGGAUGAGGAGUACGACCUCCAGGACGGGGGCGGCCGGCUCAACGGCUGCUGCAGCCUGGACACGGCGUGACCUUCCCCACAGGGGUUGCGCCCACAGGCACGUUCCCUCUGGGCUCUCCAGGGAAAGGACUCUGGCUCCAUGUCCCCCUUCCCCUUCUCCCCCUGCCCUCUCAGCUCCAGGGAACCACACAGGGAGGCGGGUGGGGGCCGGGGUCCUGGGGCUCCCUCCCCUCCUCCACCUAGACCAGCUCGUGGAUACCGUGGAAUCUCAUGGAAUCUAUUCCAGAUGUUUCCCAGUUGUGACCUCAUGUGCCCCCAUACCCCUCCCGCGUUUUCUGAGUGAUGGGAUGUCAUACCUAGAGAUAGGCCAGAGAUCCAGAUGGGGCGGGGAGAGGGAGACCACAAAAGGGUGAAAGAGGCAGAGUUGGGUUCCACAGGGGGUGCCAAAGAAUGGACUUAGAUAUCUCUGAGUGCCCAGAAAUAUGGCACCCCCACCCCCAGGAAGGACUUAGAAGUCUACGUGCAGGACUCCCAGUAUGCCCAGAAAUUUGGCACACACUGCCCCCCUACCCCCUCACGCAAGUGUCCCCCCCAUAACCAUCCCCCACAGAGCUGGGAAGGGAGCAGAAGGUGGAGGGGCAGGGAUUAGGGCACAUCAGUUGGGGGAAAGAGGAGGGUCAGGGUUUAUUGGCGCCCCCAGGACUCCCAGAGACCACCCCAGGGCCCAAGCUCCUGCACCCCUCCAGGUGGAGCCCAGACACCCCAAUCUCCAGAAAGGACAAAGUGCAGAGGGAGAUUUAGGCAGGCUUCCCCAGACCAUCCCCAGUCCCCUUUCCACCCCGGCCCCUAGGCCAUCCCAGCUUGGGCCAGCAAACUCUGCGCCUCCUUGUCCACCCUUCGGCCAAGACCGGGGGACGAGCAGGACAAUUCUUGUCAGGAAGAAACCAUGGGUCCUGCUGGCCCUGGUCCCCCAUCUCCCCAUUCCUCUGGACCCCCCGUUCUCUCAGGUCAUCGGACCCCGGGCCCCCAAAUUCCCUGGACUGCCCGGGGAACAGGAGCUGGGGGCCGCCGGCCCUUCCCUUCGUGUUUCCCUCCUCUGUGUCUCUGAGUCCACAUCGUGGGGGGCGGGAGGGCAGGGCGGGAGGCUGUGCCAGAGGCUGGGCUGAGGGCCUUGCCUUACCCUCUCGAGUGGCCUUUGCACGGAGGCAUUUUUGGUCCUGACUCCACGGAGCCCCUCGCCACUGUGUCCGUGGUCCUGUGGGCUGGUCGCUUUGUACAUGAGAAUAAAUCUAUUUCUUUCUAAUGGA